Messenger RNA from Prunus armeniaca (apricot), 477 nucleotides. The record is from the annotation of a GenBank genome assembly. NCBI's taxonomy places the organism in Eukaryota, Viridiplantae, Streptophyta, Magnoliopsida, Rosales, Rosaceae.
AUGGUUAUCAAGAACUACGAUGAGGAACUUAAAGCAGAGUUAGCAUUACGUCAUAGCAGGCCUUCUUCGCCAGGUCUUUGUGUUCGGUGGCUACCUCCGCAGGGGGGAAGUUGUGUUUCCGUUAAGUUAAACGUGGAUGGUGCAAUAGAUUUAAAGUAUGGUCACAGAGGAGUUGGGUUUAUUGUUCGCGAUUCGUCUGCAGCUUUGGUUGGUGGCGUGGCUAUGAAGGCUCCUGGUAUGGUUUACGUCCUCGCUACGGAGCUAUAUGCAAUCAAAAUGGGAAUUUCCUUUGCGUUGGAUGCUUAUCGGCCGUGGAAGGUGGAAGGUGGCUUGGUGGAUGAGAUUCGUACGUUGCUGGCUUCAAGACCCCUUGCUGCUGUUCACUAUGUGCAAGCAAAUAAGACGGCUCACCAGAUUGCACAGUUCAGUCUCCGUGACAGGGGUUCUUUCUUUCUAGAUGGAAUUGUGCCUCCGUGA